AUGUCGUCCCCGGUACCGCUACUUCGACCGCCUGUGCCAGGUGGCCGAAGCCAAAGCGGGAGCCGCACUCCCCGUCUCACACUCGGCAUUCCUCCUUCGCCCAAUGCUCGCCCAGUGACUGGAGAAGCAGACCCAGCCGCAGAGAUCCCACGAUUCAGUCUGGCCGCAAAGGGCCCGCCAAAAUUAUCCCUAGCCACACCUAUGGGAAGUCAAGGUGCCAUACAAGAAGGAGGAACAAGUUUGAGACCACAAAUACAGCCAUUGAACAUAUCCGCAGUCACGGGAAAUGACAACGCAAGCAGACCGAGAGCUGACAGCUUCCAUAAUGGCAGCGUGCCCGGCUCUGCGUCUUCUUCCACGUAUUCUGCACUCUCCUUCGCUAUGCACGCAAGACAAGGAGGUACCCCUGAUCCCUCGUCAGCAAUCAGCUCAAUCUACUCGGAGGCAAGCAUGGGCGGAGCGUCGAUGGAGAGAGAGUCUUCCGUGGGUGGGCUGUCCAUUGAUUUUGAUAAGCUCAGCAUCGAGAAAGGAAGGCCACUGGAUGUGGAAGAUCUGGAUGAUGAAGGGUGGGGAGCGGCGAGUGAACAGAAGAAAAUCAUUGAACUUGGUUCAUUGGGCGAGGGCGCUGGUGGCGCCGUGACCAGGUGUAUGCUACAAGGCGGCAAGACGAUCUUUGCACUCAAGAUUAUCACAACCAGCCCCGACCCAGAUGUCAAGAAGCAGAUCCUACGAGAGUUGAAGUUCAACAAGAACUGCACGUCUGAAUACAUCUGCCAGUACUACGGUGCAUUUAUGGACAAGUCGUCCAGUACAAUAUCAAUAGCAAUGGAGUUUUGCGAAGGUGGCAGUUUGGACAGUGUCUAUCGCGAAGUAAAGAAACUGGGGGGCCGGACUGGCGAAAAGGUUCUAGGAAAGAUCGCCGAAGGCGUCCUGCAUGGUCUGACCUAUCUCAACACCCGCAAAAUCAUACACAGAGACAUCAAACCCUCGAAUAUCUUGCUCUGCCGCAAUGGCCAGGUCAAGCUCUGCGACUUUGGCGUCAGUGGUGAAUUCGGCACUAAAGGCGAUGCUAACACAUUCAUCGGCACCUCAUAUUACAUGGCUCCUGAACGGAUACAGGGACAAACAUACACCAUCACCUCGGACGUAUGGUCUCUCGGGGUAACACUGCUUGAAGUGGCUCAGCACAGGUUUCCUUUCCCAGCAGAUGGCACAGAAAUGCAGCCUCGCGCUGGCCUCAUCGACCUUUUGACAUAUAUCGUCGCGCAGCCGAUUCCCAAGUUGAAGGACGAACCAGACACCGGCAUCAAGUGGAGCGACACGUUCAAGUAUUUUAUUGAAAGCUGUCUGGAAAAAGAGCCUACCCGGAGAGCCUCGCCGUGGAGGAUGCUAGAUCAUCCCUGGAUGGUGGAGAUGAAAGUAAAGAAGGUCAGCAUGUCGACCUUCCUCAAGCAGGUCUGGGACUGGAAGGAUUGA
This is a messenger RNA of Capronia epimyces CBS 606.96, 1476 nucleotides long. Its product is annotated as STE/STE7/MKK protein kinase. The record is from RefSeq and is a predicted model, not a curated record. Gene Ontology annotation, molecular function: protein kinase activity; ATP binding. The transcript is spliced from 3 exons. The coding region runs from base 1 to 1476 and encodes 491 amino acids. Gene Ontology annotation, biological process: protein phosphorylation. NCBI's taxonomy places the organism in Eukaryota, Fungi, Ascomycota, Eurotiomycetes, Chaetothyriales, Herpotrichiellaceae.